AUGGCUCAGAAGGCAAGAAAGGACAGGGCCAAGUCCAACGCCGAGGCGCUGAAGAACCUGCAUCUCGGGACCCUGAUCGUCAACUCGCUAUUUGUGCUUCUCAACCUGCUCUUCCGGAGGCGGUCUCUGCUGCUCUACGUUGUGCUCUCGAUCCCGGCUUUUGUCUGCGAGUACAUCCUGGAGUCAACCGGCCGCCCCAAGUAUGACGGCCACACCCUCAAGACUGCCGGCGAGGACCUGAGCGCCCCUGGUCUGACCGAGUACAUGUGGGAUAUCGUCUGGGUCACCUGGGCAUGCGUGCUCGCCGUCGGCUUCUUCGGCAACUGGGGCUGGUUUCUCUGGGCCGUUGUCCCCGUCUUUGCUGUCAUCAAGGGCUGGGGGCUUCUGAGUGCGGCGCGAGGCAUGGCGGGCGGCAUGCCGCAGCAGGAAGACGCACCUCAGCCGCAAGCCGGAAACCGCAAGCAGCGCCGGGCUGCCUGA
Molecule: messenger RNA, 480 nt
Organism: Neoarthrinium moseri
Lineage: Eukaryota; Fungi; Ascomycota; Sordariomycetes; Amphisphaeriales; Apiosporaceae
Exons: 1
Coding region: 1-480 (159 amino acids)
Biological process (GO): vacuolar protein processing
Cellular component (GO): intracellular membrane-bounded organelle
Source: RefSeq, a predicted model, not a curated record